CAUAAUUACUUCCAUCUCUCUCUCUACCCUUAUCUAAUUCCCUUUCUCCAUAAGUAGCUGUCUCCUCUCUCAACCAUUUCCUCCAUCCUUUUAACUCCCUCAUUCCCUUAUCUUAUAUAUAUGCUCUGCUUCGAUCUGCUCUGACAACUAAACUACCACUCUUGCUCUUGCUGCUCGCCUCAGGUCUUCUGUUUUCCUCAGGCCAUAUAUCCAGUUCCUUCAUUCCCAAGUCUAUAUAUUAAUUGAACUACUACUGCUCCUUCUUCUUCCCUCUGACAAAUAAGUAACUGAAACUACGAGAGCAAGUCUUUCCAACAAUGUCUAGCAGAAGAUCAUCGCGUUCGAGGCAGUCUGGCGGUUCCAGGAGUAGCAACAUCAGCGACGACCAGAUCGCUGAUCUCGUAUCCAAGUUACAGCAACUUCUUCCUGAGAUUCGCAACAGGCGCUCGAACAAGGCGUCAGCAUCCAAUGUUCUGCAGGAGACUCUCAACUACAUCAAAAACUUGCACAGAGAGGUCGACGACCUAAGUGAGCGCUUAUCUCAGCUUUUGGCGACGACUGACAUGGAUUCCGACCAAGCAGCCAUUAUUCGGAGCUUACUUAUGUGAUCAUUCAUUAUCAAUCGGCGAUUACUAUUAUUCGAUUCUACGUAUAAGCCUCUCUUUUCGGUAUGAACGUAUGGUCAUCAACGAGCUUACUCAUAUAGUGGCUGCAUAUAUUAUGUCUGGCUAAGCUAUAGCUAGGGUUUGCUCAUUAGCCGCAAUUAAGAAAGAGUUUACGCAUGGAUGGACAUCUUCAUCGGUCUCCAUGUAUCACGUGCUUUCCAGUCUUGUAGCUAGUAACUAAUUAACUUAUAUAUAAUAAAGGACUUUUCCUUGUAGAAGUUCUAACUAAUGUUGUGUUGAGAUUUCUUCAAAUUUCUGUAUAAAUAUAUCCAGCGUGUCACUUUAUAUUAUACGUACACACCUAUAUGUGCCUUUUGUCCCACACAAGUGAAUUCAUUAUAUUAUCC
This is a messenger RNA of Argentina anserina (silverweed cinquefoil), 1012 nucleotides long. RefSeq names its product transcription factor PRE6. Gene Ontology annotation, molecular function: protein dimerization activity. The transcript has 2 exons. NCBI's taxonomy places the organism in Eukaryota, Viridiplantae, Streptophyta, Magnoliopsida, Rosales, Rosaceae. Gene Ontology annotation, biological process: regulation of DNA-templated transcription; regulation of growth. The coding region runs from base 318 to 608 and encodes 96 amino acids. The record is from RefSeq and is a predicted model, not a curated record.